Messenger RNA from Tyto alba (common barn owl), 6009 nucleotides. It is a transcript of the gene CROCC, whose product is annotated as ciliary rootlet coiled-coil, rootletin. Bases 172 to 5409 code for a protein of 1745 amino acids. The transcript has 35 exons. Gene Ontology annotation, biological process: centrosome cycle. NCBI's taxonomy places the organism in Eukaryota, Metazoa, Chordata, Aves, Strigiformes, Tytonidae. The record is from RefSeq and is a predicted model, not a curated record.
GGGGCCAGCGCAGCAAAGCGACGAGCCAAAGCGGAGCCCCGAAAAUCCCAGGAAAGGGGCUUCGGAGAGAGGAGGCCCGCGGCAAGGGGGGGGUGCGAAGGGCUGGGUGCCCCCCCCUCCCCCGGGGAGCCCACGGCCGAGGCUGUGGUUGAGCGGCCGUCGCGGGGGGCCAUGUCCUCGCUGCUGUCCCUCCAGGAGGAGAACCGCAUCCUGCAGCAGGAGCUGUCGCGAGUCGAGGACUUGCUGGCUCAGAGCCGGGCCGAGCGCGAUGAGUUGGCCAUCAAGUACAACGCCAUCAGCGAGCGGCUGGAGCAAACCCUGCGGCUGGAGACGGGCGAGCGGGAAGCGGCGGAGAGCCGGAGCUUGGCGCAGCACAACAUCGAGCUGCGGCGGCUGCUGGAGGAGGAACAAGCCGCCUACAAGCGCAAGCUGCAGGCGUACCAGGAGGGCCAGCAGCGGCAAGCCCAGCUGGUGCAGAAGCUCCAAGCCAAGGUGUUGCAGUAUAAGAAGAAAUGCGGCGAAGUGGAGCAGCAGCUGCUGGAGAAGGCGACGGAGCUGGAGCAGGAGAGGCUGACGAGCCAGCUGGAUGCGAGCAGCUCGCUGCCAGAGGAAGAGAGCACCAAUGAGCUGGAGAAUGCCCUGAUCCGGCUGGAAGAGGAGCAGCAGAGGAGCAGCAGCCUGGUGCAGGUGAACUCGAUGCUGCGGGAGCAGCUGGAACAAGCCAACGUGGCCAACGCGGCGCUGAGCGAGGACAUCCGCAAGCUGACGGCCGACUGGGCGCGGGCGCGGGAUGAGCUGGAGCAGCGGGAGGCCGAGUGGAGGCGCGAGGAGGAGUCCUUCAACACCUACUUCAGCAACGAGCACAGCCGGCUCCUGACCCUCUGGAGACAAGUGGUGGCCUUCAGGCGUCACUUCGGGGAGAUAAAAGCCGCCACCGAGAGGGAUCUGGCGGAGCUGAGCCACGAAGCGUCGCGGACGGGCAGGGCCGCCCACGCCGCUUGCCUGCACUUGGCUGCCAACCUGCAGCUGGCCGAGGGCCGGGCGGGCGCAGCGCGGGAGGCGCAGGCGCUGCGGCUGCUGCAGCUGCAGGAGCAGCUGGCGGCGCGGGAGCGGGACGCCGACCUGGAGAAAGUCGCCCUCGGGGCCAGGCUGGCGGAGCUGGCGGCGGCCCUGGAGCGGCUGCGGGCUGAGGAUGGGGAGAAGGAGCAGGCGGUGGAGGCGCUGACCCUGCAGCUGCAGAGCCUGGAGGCCGCCCGCGCUCAGGGGCCGGCGGAGGUGGAGGCUCUGCGCUCCGAGGUGGAGCUGCUCCGGCAGACGCUGCAGGACGUCACCCAGGCGGUGCUGGCAGAUGACCCCGAGCACCCCCCGCCAUCCCCGCUGUGUCCCCCCGCGUCCCCUCGCCGCAGCCUCUCGCCCAGCGCCGCCGCCGCCGCCGUGCACGCUGCCCUGCGCCGCCGCCGCCUCCAGCUGCAGGACGCCCGGGGGCAGGCGGAGGCCAGCGAGAGGCGGCUGGGGACGCUGGAGCGGCGGCUGGAGGAGCUGAGCGCCGAGGCCGGGGGGUGCCGGCAGGCGCAGGAUGAGGCCCUGCGCGAGGUGACCCGCCUGCGCGCCGAGGCGGAGGCGCUGCGCAGGGAGCGGCUGCAGGCGGAGGAGGCGCUGGCGGGGGAGCAGCAGCGGGCGGGCGCCCUGCAGCAGGAGCGGGCGCAGCUGCAGCACCGGGGCGAGGGGAUGGAGGACGCCCGGGACGAGGCCGCCCGCGCCGCCGAGGCCGCCCGCCAGCAGCUGGAGCGCAGCCAGCAGCAGGUGGAGGAGCUGGAGGCGCAGCGGGCCGGGGCGCAGCGGGAGCUGCUGGAGGCGCGGGAGGCGCUGAGCCGGGCGCUGCUGGAGGCCGAGGUGGCGCGGGGCGAGCGGGAGGCGCUGGCCGAGGCGCUGGGCAAGGCGCAGGGCAGCUGCGGGGAGCUGGCGGCGGCGCAGCGGGCAGCGGCGGCGGAGGAGGCCCGGCUGCGGGACGCCCUGGCCAAGACGAGCGAGCUGGCGGCUGGGCUGGCGAGGGAGAAGACGGAGCUGAGCCGGAGCCUGGCCCGGCUGGAAGAGGAGCGGGAGAGCGGCCGGCUGCGGACGCGGGAGCUGGGGCGGGAGCUGGCGCUGCUGCGGGGGCGGCUGGAACGGGGGCGCCGGGCCGGGGCGGCCGAGCGGCUGGGGCUGGAGCGGGCGCGCAGGGCGGCCGAGGAGGGCUGCCGGGGGCUGCGGGCAGAGCUGCGGGCGCUGCGGGGCCAGCACCUCCGCCUGCGCCAGCACCUGGGCCAGGCGGUGCAGGAGCAGAGCGCGGCGGGCGAGGCGCUGGCGCAGGCGCGGGGGGAGCAGGAGCGGCUGCGGGGGGAGCUGCUGCGGCUGAGCCGGGCCCGCGAGGGGCUGGCCAAGGAGGGGGCCAGCCUGGCCGUCCAGCUCGCCGCUGCCCAGCGCCACGGCCAGGAUCAGGCCCAGGAGGCGGCCGGGCUCAGGACGGAGAAGGAGGGGCUGGAGAGCAGCAUCUUCCAGCUGCAGCAGCGGCUGGCGCAGCUCGACACCCGCAACCAGCAGCUGGAGGCCGAGGGCCGGAUCCUGCUCCAGGACAAGGAGGCGCUGGAGGCGGAGCUGGGCACCGCGCGGCUGGAGCGGGAGCAGGAGCUGCAGGCCCGGCGGCAGGCGGUGGCGGCGGCCGAGGCGGCGGCCUUGCAGAGCGCCCGCGCCACGCACCGCGACGAGCUCGACCGCCUCCAGCGUGAGAAGGAGGAGCUGGAGGCCGAGCGGGGCCGGCUGGCGCGGGAGCAGGAGGAGCUGACGGCCGAGCUGGCGGCGACGCAGCGGCAGCACGAGAGCGAGAAGCAGCAGGCGCUGGCGCUGCAGGAGGAGGAGCGGGCGGCGCUGGCGGAGACGCUGGGGGGGCUGCAGCGGAGCCUGGCCGAGGCCACGGCUGAGCUCGAGCAGCAGCGCCGAGAGGUCACCAGCCACCAGGAGAAGGAGCAGAGCCUGGCAGCGGAGCUGCGCAGCCUGCGGGUGCGAGCAGAGGAGACGGCAGCGGCCCACGAGCGGGAGGCGAAGACUCUUCGUGACCAAGCGACGGCGGCAGCCAAGCAGCGGGACGGUGCCCUGCGGGAGGCGGAGGAGGCGCGGGCGCAGCUGCGCCUGGUGGCGGAGGCGCGGGCGGCGGGGCGGCGGGAGCUGCUGGAGGCGCAGCGGGAGGCCCGGGAAAGCCGGGAGGGCCGGGAAGCGCAGCGGCGGCAGGCGCAGGAGGCACGCAGGGCCCUGGGCGACGAGGCGAGGGAGAAGGAGGCCCUGAGGCGCUCCAACGAGGAGCUGAGGGUGGCACUGCGGCGAGCCGAGGGCGAGCGCAUCAGGGAAUGGGGGGGGGAUGCCCCUCGUCCCCCCUCCCGCAGCCUGCAGCGUGCCAGCGAGGAGAAGGAGCAGCGGCUGGCACUGGUGGAGGACGGGCGGGCGGCGGCGGAGCGGGAGGUGACGGAGCUGCGGGCAACCCUGCGAGAGCUGGAGCGCGCCCGCCUCGACGCCCGCCGCGAGCUGCAGGAGCUGCGCCGGCAGGCAGGUGAAGGACCUGGACAGCGAGAACAGCAAGAGAAGCAAGGAGGUGGACGAGCUGCAGGCGCGCGUGGCCCUGGAGGAGCAGCGGGAGGAGGAGAGCCGCCGCGAAGCCUUCGGCCUCAGGCAGAAGGUGGUGGAGAGCGAGGCUGGCACGGAGGCUGCCAGGAAAGAGGUGCCGGGGGGUCCCCAGCGCCCCGUUGCCCUGGUGCCUCACAUUCCAAGCUCCAGCACCUGCAACAGCGACUCUCAGAGGCGGAGGGGGAAUUUCGGCAGCGGGAGAAGGACCUGGCCCGCAGCUUGGAGGAGGCUCGCGGCAACGAGAAGAAGCUGCUGGCCGAUGCCCGCAACCUGCAGCUGAAGGUGGAGGCGGCGCGGGGCGAAGCGGCCGAGCUGAGCCUGCGCCUGAGCGCGGCCGAGGGGCGGGCGCAGGGGCUGGAAGCCGAGCUGGCCCGCGGCGAGGCCCUGCGCCGGGCUGCCGAAACCCGCCUGGGAGGCAUCCAGUCCGCCCUGCGCCGUACCAUGGGCAUCGGCCGGGCACGGGCCGGCUCCCCGGGCAAGGGUGGGGGACCGGUGGGGUCGGGCAGCCCCAGCUCAUCCCCGGACGCCGAUGCAGCGGCCGAGCCCGAGGUGGUGCAGGCAGCCCUGCGGGAUUUCCUGCGCGAGCUGCAGGGCGUGCAGCGGGAGCGGGAGGAGCUGCGAGUGCAGGUGGGCAGCCUGGGCCGGCGGCUGGCGGAGGUGGAGGAAGAGCGUGACAGCGCUGGUGCCCGGGUGCAGCAGCUCCAGAAACUGGUGGCUGAGAGCGAGGAAGGGCGUCGCGGCGGGGAGCUGAGCAGCACCCAGGCCACGCUGCUGCUGCAGGAGGAGACGCUGCGGCGGGGCGAGCGGGAGCGGCGGGCGCUGCGGGACAAGGUGACGGCGCUGGAGCGGAGCCUGCGCGCCGCCGAGGGCCAGCGCCGAGCCGCCCAGGAGAGGAUGAGCGCGCUGCGAGGCGGCGAGGCCGAGCUGGAGGAUGCCAAGAGGCGGCUGGAGGCGGCGGAGAGCCGGAGCACCCGCCUGGAGCUGCAGCAGCGGGUGCUGGAGGGCGAGCUGCAACGGGCACGGCUGGCCCUGGGCGAGCGGCAAGCGGAGGCGCGGGCGACGCACGACCGCGCCGAGCUGCUCCAGGAACAGCUGGCGGAGAGCGAGCGGCGCGCCGGCGCUUUGCAGGCGGCGGUGGAGCGGCUGAGCGCGGCGGUGGCGGGGAGCGGCUCGAAGGGCGACGCGCCGGCCGGUGGCACCGCGGCCCACGAGCGGCUGCUGCAGCUCCAGAGCGCCCUGGCCGCCGGCGAGCUCGACCGCCGGGCGCUGCAGGAGGGGCUGGAGGUGGCGCGGCGGGCGCUGGCGGAGGCGCGGGAGGAGAAGGCAGCGCUGCGGGAGCAGCUGCGGGGGCUGCAGGAGGAGCGGGGGGCCCUGCAGCGGAGCAAGGAGGAGCUGGAGGCGCAGGUCCGGCAGCAGCAGGAGGCUCUGCGGCAGCGGCAGGAGGAUGUGGGGGGGCCGCAGGAGCCGGGGGGCAGCCCCCAGCGCGCCCUGACCCCCGCGCAGGGCGAGAAGCGGGAGGCCGAGCGCGUGGCCCUGCGCCUCGGGAAGGACGGGAGCGCCCUGAGGACGACCCUGGGCAAGGCGCAGGUGUCGGUGCUGGAGCGCCCGUCCCCGCCGAGCCCCGCGCCGUCCCCGGAGCUGCAGCGGGAGCUGAGCCGCCUGCGCAUCGCCCAGCUCCGAGCCCCGCAGGCGCUGGAGGAGCAGAUCGCGCUGCUGAAGGGGCAGGAGCUCCACCGGCACCCCGCCAGCACUUAGGGACCCUCCGCCACACCCGCAGAGACCGGCACAACUCGUCUCACGGGUGGGGGGGGGGGGAGGAGCCCUUCCCCAGCCCCGUGCUCAAAACACACAUCGAAUUUUGUCUCAUCAUUCCCUUUUCUCAAGCAAAAAGCCGCACUUUACCGCUGAGACGGUGAAACUCAUCUAUUUUUGAUACAGUUUGGGGCCCAACAGGUGUUUUUUCCCUUUUUCCUAUUGCAAUUUUUAACAAAAAUUUUGGAAAUACUCCUUUUUUUCAGUCCCUGGAGAACCCUGUUUCAGAACCAGCUAAGCCACCUGAUUUAUUUUCCCCCCUGAUAGAUGAUGCUUCACAAGCCCCAACGCUCACCAGAUCCUAACGUUUUCCCCUUUUUCUAACCUAAAACUACUCCAAGUUGUCGGGUUUGGGAUUUUUUUUUAGCAAAUAGGGAUUUUAUAUUACUAUUUUUGGAGUUCGAGGUUUUUACUGGUGCUACGGGGCAGCACGAGGUCAGGGGGGCUGAGCCAAGCUGAAAAAACCACCCGCAGCGAGGUGGUGGCUUCGAGCGCAGCCCUCACCUUGUCAGUCCUGGCACGAUUAAAUGUGGAUAAACCCAA